ACACUUGAAGCGAAUAUACGCAGUUAAAUGCACUCGCAUCCAUCUUCAGGACCCAAUUUCCAACCCUAACACCUUUCAAGAGUUACUUUGUGGGGAUUUGAUUUGUUUGAAGAUGUUAUGUACUCGUCGACAAAUUUAUUGUUAUGGUCUGGUCGAGAAACUAAUAGUCCUGACGCGAGAAGGUGGAAAUCAGAAGACCACUAGGUUUGCGAUGAUACUUCUACUUUCCAAACACAAGGAGACGAAAAUAAAUGGUUUGACACCAAAGUGUAGUCAUCUUGGAAAUGAAUCACAAAGUUGUCCAAAUGAUUCUAAUUCUCUCCUAUUAGAAGAUGAACACCACCACCAACAACAACAACAAAAAGCCGUCAGUAGUAGUUCAAAAUCUAAACUGCUAAAGCGUAGACUAUCACCAUUAAAAUCUGCUAGUAAAGAAGAGAAACAAGAAGGAGGAGGAGAACCAGGAGAAGUUAAGAAAAAGUUGCAUGGAUUAAUAAUCGAAAAAGGCGACACCUCACCUCAUCAUCACCGUCAUCAUGAUGUUAGUUUCACCAGUUCUGACGACCAAGCAACAAUAACGCCUGAGAAAUCAAUGACAAAUAAACCAGUAGAUAAUAACAGUGGUGGUAAUACUGGUGGAUGUGGUCGAUUAUUACGUCAACGAUCAAGUGGAGCUUGGUAUGGUGUCGACCUAGAGUAUGAUGAUGAUGAUGAUGAUGAAUCCGAUGAGGAUGGUAGUGCUAGAAGUGACGAUGAUGAUAAGUAUACGCAUAAACCAUCAUCCUCUACUAAACGAAUCCCUAUUACUGGUAGUAGAAGUGGUACGUCAAAACAAUGGAUGACAACAGAAAUAGACGAUGAUGAAAGCAAUGAAUUACUAUACACAUCAAAAUCAAAUCAAUCAACGUCUAAACUUCAAGAUUCUGAGCAUACAGAAGAUUCAA
This is a messenger RNA of Trichobilharzia regenti, 944 nucleotides long. Lineage: Eukaryota; Metazoa; Platyhelminthes; Trematoda; Strigeidida; Schistosomatidae. The record is from the annotation of a GenBank genome assembly.